GUUUGAUUUAUAUCCACUAGAAACGAGCGCUGAAGUAAAUUGCAAACGUUAACAUUAUAAUCGUAUCAUAUCGUUAGAAUCAAUACUUUUAAUUUAUCGGACAGUUUGAUUUAUAUACAAAAGCCGCAAUAAAGAUAGCGUAAUAUAUCUUGUCAGCUGUGGCGUAUACUGUACUUUAAACACAAUCUCGAUGAAGAUAUUAAUAUAUUAUUAUUGUCAUCGAGCUUAACAGUGUUAUUGUUUUACAAUACGCCAGCAUAAGUACGAGAAACCUUCAGCCAUCUAGAAGACGACGAUCCAUCGACUUACACACGGCAAUCGAGUCAAAAAUAUUCGGACUGAUGAUCGAUAAACCGUAACUAUACCAUUAAUACAUUUAUAAACGAAUUAUUCAAGUGCUGGAAUUACUGCAAGCGAGACUUUUCAUAAUGCUAUUUAAUCCUUUCGUGUAUAUUUAUAUUAUUAGUUUAUUAAUCUUUUCGACCGUUAUUGAGACGGGGGGGAAUAGAAAUAAGGAACAUCAAUCUAGUUGGGAUGCAGUUUUGGCUGACCCUGAACCGGAGUCGGGUAUAACUGCCGUCGACAUAUCUUUGAGCGAUUAUAAAUCUACUCGGAAUGAUCCUAAUAAUGAACCUUGCAAAGGAUUGACGAGAUGUCAUGAAGAGAGAUCGAAUGCGAAAUUUGAAUGCACUAGCAGUUUGAACGGAGAAUUUGUUAAUUGGAAUUACCAAAUUAGCUGUUGGUGCUGUACUGUUUAAUAUAUAACGUAGAAUUAUGCGAUGAAUUUCGGAUAGUAUGUGAUUUAUUUUAUUGAAACUAAAAUUGUUAUUAUAAUUAAACAUUUGUUAAAAUUAGAACUCUGACGUCAAUAUUGAAUUGAUGAAAAAAUUGUAUAAAUUGUAUUUUCUAUUGAAAGACAAUUAUUUUAAAUAAAAAUAUUGAUUGAACUAAAUGAUUUGUUUUUUUUUUUUUUUUU
This is a messenger RNA of Cinara cedri, 976 nucleotides long. The record is from the annotation of a GenBank genome assembly. NCBI's taxonomy places the organism in Eukaryota, Metazoa, Arthropoda, Insecta, Hemiptera, Aphididae.